Messenger RNA from Colletotrichum karsti, 1953 nucleotides. RefSeq lists its product as uncharacterized. Gene Ontology annotation, cellular component: mitochondrial inner membrane. The record is from RefSeq and is a predicted model, not a curated record. Gene Ontology annotation, biological process: mitochondrial respiratory chain complex III assembly; protein insertion into mitochondrial inner membrane from matrix. Bases 1 to 1953 code for a protein of 650 amino acids. Lineage: Eukaryota; Fungi; Ascomycota; Sordariomycetes; Glomerellales; Glomerellaceae. The transcript has 3 exons. Gene Ontology annotation, molecular function: ATP binding; ATP hydrolysis activity.
AUGAUGGACUUGGGUAAAAUGGACUUCACAAGUCUCUUCAAGGGGAACUUGUCGGCCAUGGCCGAGAACAUGACUGGCGGAAGGUCUUACUCGCCCAACAGCAAGAUGAUGGAGAGCCUCAUGCCUAUGCUGGGCGGCCAGUUCAACCCGGUCGUCCGCUCCAUCAUGUUUUUGUAUCAAAUGAUAGGAUCACAUUUGGGCAUCGACCCGACGCUCAUUCUCACCCUGGCCGGCUUCGUUUGGGCUCUAAACAGAGCCGUCCGGCAGGUUUACGGUGCAAUCUUCCGAUUCAUUCAGGACAACUUCAUGAGCUCGAUCCACGUCCAGAGCACCGACGAGAUUUACACCCACAUGAUGAAGUGGCUGGCUCUGCAGCCGCUGAUGGCCAGUUCGCGAUCACUGACGGCAGAGACUGUGAGCAAGACGGCAUGGGAGGAAGAAGAAGAGCUUGAGGCUUUGCAGACGAGAAUGAUAGCCGGAAGUGGCGAUGACGAGACCAGGUAUCUCAACUUUUCUAACCAAGAGGCCAAAGCUCCUCCAAGAUAUGUCCCAGCUGUUGGCGUUCACGGCUUUUGGUUCAGGAACCGCUAUUUCAGACUGCACCGCAAGCAACAGAACGUUUUUGACGGCGCCGAAGCUUACGGAACGUUUAGGAAAGAAGAAGAUCUUGUCAUAUCCUGCUUCGGACGAGAUCCAGGACCCAUCAAAGAACUGCUUCGAUUCGUCAAGGAGUUCUACUACUCAGAUCAUUAUGCUCGCACCACAAUCAAGCGCCCUAGCCCGCAACCGAUGCGUCGAUAUGGCGGCCGCUACAAUUGGAGCCAAGUUGCCAACCGUCCCGUCAGACCCAUGCGCACUGUUGUUCUCGAUCCAAAGCAGAAGGGCCAAGUUCUCGCGGACAUGAACGAAUACCUUCAUCCCGCCAGUCCCAGAUGGUACGCGAACAGAGGAAUUCCACUUCGUCGUGGCUACUUGUUCUACGGACCCCCUGGCACAGGGAAAACGUCCCUUUCCUUCGCCUUGGCUGGUGUCUUUGGGCUUGACAUCUUCGUCAUCUCCCUGCUUGAGCCGACGCUGACAGAGGAGGAUCUCGGUACACUCUUCAACUCGCUUCCACGCCGCUGUGUUGUUCUGCUUGAGGACAUCGACACUGCUGGCCUGAGCCGUGGCCAAGACGAGGAGAUCGAUGACGCAGCCCCUGCAUCUGAAUCCAAAGACGACAACGAUAAUCAGAACGCCAAUAAAGAUGGCGAAAACGCCAGCAAGAAGGAGGACCGACCCGGUAGAAGAACCACCAAGGACGACUGGAAAGUCUCGGACCUCGCGCGCGCUCUCAAGAAGGAGGCCAAGGACGACAAGAAAGGUAUCUCCCUCUCGGGCCUCCUCAACGCCAUCGACGGCGUCGCCUCCCAGGAAGGCCGCAUCCUCGUCAUGACAACCAACAAACCCGAAUCGCUCGACGAGGCCCUCAUCCGCCCCGGCCGCGUCGAUCUGCAAGUCGGCUUCACCAACGCCACACCCGCGCAGGCGACGGAGUUGUUCCAGCGCAUGUACGAGGCCGACGGCGCCGCCCCCGCCAAGCGCGUCGACGGCCACGUCGCGCCACCUACGAACCCCGGACCGCCCAUCGUCAAGAUGAACGGCGACGCGUCCGCGGCCGGGUCGGGGUCCUCCACGCCUUCGCCUUCCAAGACUUCCUUUGCGCAGGCCGAGGCUACAGCUGCGGCCGAGGAGGCAGAGAAGAAGCGCCAAUUCGACGCGGAGGAGCUGAGACGCAUCGCGGACGAGUUUGGCACGCUGAUUCCCGAUGGAUUGUUCAGCCCGGCUGAGAUCCAGGGCUUCCUCCUGAAGCGCAAGAAGGACCCGCGAAGGGCGCUCCGGGAGACGGCGGAGUGGGUUGAGGGGAUGCGCAUGCAGAAGGAGAGCAAGACCAAGGUUCUCAAGGUGCAGUGA